This is a messenger RNA of Closterium sp. Naga37s-1, 1257 nucleotides long. The record is from the annotation of a GenBank genome assembly. NCBI's taxonomy places the organism in Eukaryota, Viridiplantae, Streptophyta, Zygnematophyceae, Desmidiales, Closteriaceae.
AUGGCUCCCGGGACCUUCCGUUCCGCAGCGGCGUCCGCCGUUCAUUCCGGCGGAAGCUUCGGGGGAAACGACUCGCACGCGCAGCAGCACGCGGAUCCCGGCGGAAGCCGCAAUGCGCAGACGAGCGGGGGGGGAGUGGCGGAGAAGUACGGGCUGCUGGCGGCGGUGAUUGCGGCGCGCGGCGGGUGCGCGGUGCUGGACGGCGGGCUGGCGACGGAGCUGGAGCUGCGCGGCGCGGACCUCAACGACCCGCUGUGGUCCGCCAAGUGCCUCAUGGAAGAGGAAGCUUCUAGCCUCGUUCGCAAGGUUCAUCUGGACUACUACCGCGCGGGCGCCGACAUUUCCAUCUCCGCGUCGUACCAGGCAACCAUAGAGGGCUUCACGGCGCGCGGGCUGUCGGAGGGGCAGGCGGAGGCUCUUCUAGCGCGCAGCGUGCAGCUGGUGGGGGAGGCGCGGGACCGCUUCUGGGCGCAGCACUGCGCGGAGGCGGAGCGGAGGGGGGAGCGGGUGGAGCGCACGGAGGGCGGCGUUGAGCGCGUGGCGGGGCGCGUGAAGCCGCUGGUGGCGGCGUCCGUCGGCAGCUACGGCGCGUUCCUCGCGGACGGCUCCGAGUACAGUGGCGACUACGGUGCGGACAUGACAGUGGAGCGACUCAUGGCCUUCCACCGCCGCCGACUGCAGGUGCUGGCAGCAGCGGGGCCGGACAUAAUCGCCAUGGAGACCAUUCCAUGCCUAAUCGAGGCUCAGGCCCUGGUGCAGCUGCUAGAGGAGCAGGCUGCCACGGGCGCAGCAGCAGUGCCGGCGUGGAUCAGCUUCAACAGCAAGGACGGCUGCACGGCGCCGUCAGGAGACCUCUUCUCUGCCUGCAUCGCCACCGCCGCUGCCAGCCCGCACGUGGUGGCCGUGGGGAUCAACUGCACACCGCCCCGCUUCAUCCUGCCACUGCUGCAUGCCGCUCGGAAGGAGACAUCGAAGCCACUGGUGGUGUACCCCAACAGUGGGGAGGCGUGGGACGGCAUCAACAAGGAAUGGGUGCCAUGCAGUGGGCUGAGCGACGAUGGCUUUGUGUCGUACGCCCCUGAGUGGGUGAGCGCUGGGGCGGCAGUGCUGGGCGGUUGCUGCCGCACCACACCACACACCAUCUUCAGCAUUGCCGAAUGCAUUCACUGCCGUGGAGAGAAAGGGGUGUGGGGGAAGAGAGUGGGGCCUAUCGUAGUUCGCACAGACACAGAAGUAGACGCAGCUGUUGCGAUAUGA